AUGAGAAAGGUAAUUGCGGUUGAUGGCACUCAUUUACAUGGUAAAUACAAGGGUGUGUUGUUGAGAAUUGUUGCACAAGAUACGGAAAAUCAUGUUUAUCCAAUUGCUUUUUGUGUCGUGGACAAAGAGAAUGAUGCAUCUUGGACAUUCUUCUUUGAGAAAUUGAAGGAGAUUGUGGUCGAUGAACCAGAUUUAUAUUGUAUGAGGCACCUCGGUGAAAAUCUCCGCGUAAAUCAUAAUUAUGGAGAUUACCUUUAUCUUUGCUAUAAUGCAGCAAAGAUUUACUCUUUGGAGGAGUUUGACAAUCAUUUUGUAGAAUUCAAGAACAAAUGUCCCGCGGUAACCAUCGUCCUUGAGUAUGAUAUUGGUUUUGAGAAGUGGAGCAGGGCAUAUUUUCAUGGCAAUAGAUAUGAUAUGAUGACCACAAAUAUCGCCGAGUCACUUAAUGCUAUGUUGGUAGAUGAAAGAGAGUAUCCCGUGGCAUCAAUAUUUAAUUCGAUUGCUAAGAGAUUUGGAGAAUUAUUCAGGGAGAGGCAUGCAUAUAUCCUUAAAUCAAUGGGUAAUCAAAUGGUGCCUUAUGCCAAAAAAAUCACAAGAAAUAAAAUGAUCGAGGGCGACUCCUUAUAUGUGGAGAACGUAAUUGGAGACGACAAUCAAUUUACCAUGUUCGGUGCAGGUGUUACUGCCUAUGUGGACCUACUGGAAAAGUCAUGUUCUUGUACGGAAUAUGACUUGAUCAAGAUACCUUGUGCUCAUGCGAUGACCGUUUUGUGA
Molecule: messenger RNA, 774 nt
Organism: Solanum stenotomum
Lineage: Eukaryota; Viridiplantae; Streptophyta; Magnoliopsida; Solanales; Solanaceae
Exons: 2
Coding region: 1-774 (257 amino acids)
Molecular function (GO): zinc ion binding
Source: RefSeq, a predicted model, not a curated record